CUCAUACAAUCCUCUUCAAAUGAAAAAUCAGGCCCGGGCCCCAUUGCUCUUUUACCCCAUUCUUCCAAGCUUUCACUUCAAAAAACCCUACCUUCUCGUAUACUAUUCGAACUUGUUUUUACCAAUGCCAAUGCUCUUGCUCUAUUGAUUUUCUAUUAUUUUUCGAUGUUCUUGAUCACCAAAUGCAAAUCCAAAGCCAAACAAAAAGAUGCGAUCCUCUAGUGUCGAAAAGUCUCUAGCUGAGCGAAACAGCUAUCCCUGGGGUAUGAACUUGGGAGGAUCACCAAUUUCUCGAAGUGCGUCACCCAGCACAGAUGCCCGCUCAGUUGUCGCGCCACGAGGAGCACGAGAAGAACGUGAAGAUAGACGUGACGACGGAGCUGCCUCAGGAGUUAAAGAUGAAUCUGCCAACAGCAACACGGUUAACGAGGAGCAGAUGAACGAUGACGACAUCCAACCCCGACCAAGCGAUGGCGGCUUUUCUGCUAGACUUGAGGCUGCUUCACGGGCCAUCCGUUUCGCCAGAGAAGCUGAGGAGGAAGCGGAAAGAAAAUUGCGAGCAGAAAUCCAGCAAGCGGAGGAAAGGGAAGAUAGGUUGAUGCGUUCAGCCAGAUCAGACGAGAUCGAAGAACGUAGCGUGUAUUAUUCAACUUCUGGAACUGUAACUGGUGCUGGUACUAGUGGCUCUGGAGUCCUUGGAGUUGAUGGAGAAGGAGAUCUUGGCGAUCUUCAAAUAAGUGAACGAGAUGUUGAUGAGAUGCUGAAUCUAUCGACGUCAUCAUCAUUUAUCCUUUCUGCGGCGCGUAAUCGUAAAGAGGAGGAAUUCCGUGAGAUAGCGUUGCCGGAUAAGAAUUACACGAUUCAGAUGUAUGGAGGCAACAUCAACGGGAAGGGAGGAAAUCAGGAACGCAAAGUAGCAGCGAAAGUAAAAGAUUAUCGGGAUGCAAGUCGGGGGACACUCUUUCAUGCGCCGACCUUGAAAAAUAGUGCAAUAUCACGGGGUUCGCCAUCUCCGAGGGGAAUAAUGUCGAACAGCGGAGGUGCAAUUUCAAGAGAAGCGUCGUUAAACAUUCCUAGAAGAGUUUCCUUUGCUGCUGAUGGGAGUGGGACUAUAGUAGAAAAGCCGCGUGCUUCAUCUUUGACACCCCGUACUCCAUUGACAGUCGCAGGAGUGGAUAAGCAAAAGCUCGUAGGUGUAGGCCUCGGUCUGAAGUCGCCGCCUCCGAAGCCUGUGACAGUUACACAAGAAACAGCUGUAGAGCAAGCUACUCAACAAAAAAUCGAGGAUGUUGACCAUGUCGCAGCUGCUCGUUUCGUGCGACAACAAGAACAAUUUUUACAGAGUGCUUACGCUAGAGGUACUAGGGAUCCCUUCUUCGACGGUUUCACGCCUAAAAUCGAUGUUUCGAAUGCAAUUGCACAAGUGAAAUCGAUCGCUCAAGUGAAGGGACCUACGCUUUUGAGAGAGCCUUCGCCCAUCGGCGGGUUGUCUGCUGUGGCGCUCUCUCCACGUGGUAUCACGCCAAGAAAACUGCCAAUACCUGCGCAUUUGAGAGGGGUUACAACUGGUGAAAGAAAUGAAGUUGCAGUUGGAGCUUCAGGUAGCGAUCAAGGUAGAGGUGGACAAAUUUUAUCCCAUUCAUCUACUCCGCGAGGCACACCUGCCAAGGUCUUGCUCCUUCCACCUGAUUGGCGGUCACGAAGUCUGACGCCCUCAAGGGAUGCUAGGAAAAUGGAGCGAGAACGACAGCAGAUGGGAACGGCGCAAAACAGAGCAUCUUCUUCAUUCUCAGGAAUUCCAUCUCCAAGACAGGUCUCAGGACCACCUGGAGCAAUUAAGUUCUCUUCAGGACUUCAACUUACAACAAGUAAAAAUCCGCUCUCAUCAAGCGCCGUUACUCCACGGAACAUCAAAAAUCCUAGAAGAGACGUCAGCCCUCGUGGACUCCUCGCAACCGGAGCAGCAAGUGGGGGAGCACCAACCGUGGCUCCUUUAGAUGAGGACCUAGAAACUUUUGACGAGAUCUCCGCACUUCUAGAUAGAAAGCUUGCGGCGAGUUGUGGCAAAACCUUUGCAAAAGUCGACUCUCUAGCAACGGCAGCAAAGGCAGCGGCAGCUCCUCUGGCGAAGGCACAUGAGAAGCCUUUGGUAGUCCCUUUAGUAGCAGGAUCAGGAGAAGCUCCGCUGGCAGCACAAGCACAAGUGAAUCGAAGUGGUAGUGGACAACAUCUCGGAAAAAAUUCAUCUCAUCGUCAUCCUGCUGCUCUAAAAAGUUUCGAAUUCGAUGUGGCAUUUUCAUCUAUCAAGAAAACUUCUGUGAGUACUACACUAAAGGAGCAUUUACUGCGUAGCUGCGCUCGGGCUCUGACUCCAGUGACGCUACCUGCGUUGCAAGAAGAAAAUGCUGUUAAUCUCCACGAUUUACUAUCAUCAGAAGUAACGCCACGGCCACGAGGAGACGAAGACGAAGUUCUACAAGACGCUGAUUUUGAAGGUGAUAAUGUUGCCGAAGCUAGUGCUACCGAAAUCAGCGUGCGAGACACUGACGCAGCUCAGGCUCAUAUCAUAGAUGUUGAGAAUCAACGUCAAGCAGCCACCUCGUCUUUCUACCCUCUAGGGGGGCGUAGUCCCCGUGGGCCUCCUACCAGUGUGAAUUUAACAUCGAGAUUGGAGCAUCUGAAGGUGGCGAAGGAUGUCAUUGGUGGCAUACACCUUUCUGCCAUUCCCUCAGCACCUAUCAAAACUAUCGAUAAGCCAACACCUGGUAAGAAAAUUCUCGAUGACCCUGUGGUGAAGAUACCUAAGCCUGCUCACGAUGGCGGACAUCUUAGCAGAGCUUUGCUGUCUCCACGCUUGAUUAGUGCGUCACUAGCUACCUCCAGCUCCAAGGAUACAUUCUACAACGCACGUACCAAAAAGGACGAAGAAGACCUUCCCAGUGACCACGAAAUGACCAAGCUGCAUUCGGCAUUAAAUGUUGCUGGUCGUGAUGCCAGACAUAGUAGGUGGACAAGGAGAACGUCAAGGGAUACAACGACGACCAGCAAAACAAGGGAAUAUUCUCCUGCUACUAGUCUGAGUCCCCCUGCUCGACCACCAAGUGCUGCUUUCGAUAAAGCUAUAGUAGUUGUAAAUGAGACGGGAAGCAAUGAAGACCUUUCAUGCGGCAAAAGUCCUCUUCCGCUUGUCAAAUCGCUUCCAGCUUCACCAAAAAGGGCAAGCACACGUGCUCCGUUGUUCGGCCAGCAGAACUUGGACUUGCCUCCAAGCUCAAUUGCCUUAGCUGUAAGGGGGUCUCCCUUUUUGUCGCCGCGGACUGCUUUCUUGCCUCCGCCAAGAACGUUGAACACCGCGAGAACUUCUUUGGUCAAUCCUCUUCAAUCCGGUGCUGCGGAACAGAGUUUGGACCCAACGCGGGCAUCUGCGCCAUCUCUGCAGCCUCUCGUUGCACCGCUAAGCGCAAGAAAAGCCAUGCUUUCACCUACGGCAUUACAGACUACGGAAGAAGCUGCGAGUCCGGCAGCGAAGAAAUUGCAACCUGCAACGCUCGCUGGUGUUCAGAUUGGAGGAUUUUUACCUUCGCAAGCAGCUGUGAGGGAGACGACAACUACAGUGAAGGACGAGCAACCUCAGGGGAACAAGAAGAAAAGCAAUAAUAAAAAGAAGACCAAACUCAAUCAAGCUGUUGUAUUAGAGAAUGUGACCAAGCCUGAGGACAACGAUGCGCUCUUAAAGCAUUACACGAAGUCGGCUCUUUGCUGCAGCAGCCUCGGCGAGAUGGUACGGCAGAUUUCGGAGCUGCAAGAAAGCGUUUUGUAUUGGAAGUCUAAGUUCAGGCAUGACCGAGAUGCGGACGUUUUGGCUGUCUUGGAAGCGGACCACCACUCCUUGGUCGCUGAAGUUUUCAAACUGUGGGCUGGUGUCCAUAGCAGUUCCGCAUCUGCGCAUAAACUACACCUCGCCGAGAAAAUGCACGCCAAUCAUAAAAGGGAACAAGAACAGCUUCGAAGGGACCGAAAAGCUAUGUACGAGCAUGAAGAAGCGGAAUUGUUGGCUGUUUAUGAGGAUGCACAAAAAGAGAUGAAGACUCUGUUGGGGCAGCAGGAAGUAGCGAUCCAGAACGUGCAGAAGGAGAUAGCGGAAGCGAAGGAACAUGAGGAAGUAGUUGGAGCUUUGACAAGGGACGUUAUCACGCUGCUGGUACGGGCUAUCGAGACGGAACUAGAGGUGGAUCGAGAAGGGAAGCAACAGCAAGAACUACAACAGAGACGGACGCGUGUGUUAGAUGAAGUAGAUGCAGAACAAGAUGAGCAUUAUUUUGACGACCAUGAUGGAGAGCAUGCUCAACAACAACAAGUAAGAAUUGUUCCUGUUGAUCCUGAACUACAACGACCACGAGAGCCACGUGUAGUCGAACCAGAAGAGCUCUCUUACGUGUCUAGUAGUCCACCUGGCAGUACUGGUAGUCCUGCAUGGGAGGAUGAGGAAACGGCCAUGAUCUUUCAGGCACAGGUCCGAGACGCCCAUGGGGAGAUCAACGACAUGCUCAACGAUAUCUCCCGCAACUUGCAGUCGCAGGCAUCGAGGGUAAGCGCGAUGACGGCACUGGAUGAGGAUGAAUAUGAGCAACAGUAUGGUUUUCGUCCGAUUCUGAAAUUGAGAGAACUUGGGAUCCCGGGAGGUAAGGCCUCUCGUGCAUCUCAUGUUUCGGCUGAAGGAGAAGCUACAGAGGACGAAGAGCAUAGGAAAGCAGCUGCUUCGAUCUUUGAAAAUUUCGAAGACUUUCGGGCAGCUUCACGCGUUGCGUCUGGAAGUGAGCAGGGUGAAAGAAGAAGUCGCCAAGCUGAUCGGGAACCUUUGACAAACCGAACUUUUACCGCCAUACUGUCAGAAACUCGAGAAGAAGAAGAGAAAGAAUCCUCCAUCCGGUCCGUUGCGAAUGUGAUUGAAGAUCCACCUGUUAUUGAGCAAGAUCAGCAACCAGGAGAACAGGAGAACAACAACAACAAGCAGCAAAAGGAGCAUGACGAUGUUGGUGCCAGUUCAGGAGCUUCUUCGGCUACUGCUUCAGAGGGUGGCACUAGACGUCGUAGGAUAGCGUCAGUCCUCUUGGAAAGGAAGUCAGUGUCCUUCAAUGUCGUGGACGUUGUUGUCGGUAGCACAGUACACCAGGAUAAAAAUGCGGUGCAGAAGGAGUCCUUCACUUCUACUACGAGGCGUGGUCAGGUAGAGGGAUCCUCUACUUCUUUCUCGUCGUCAAAAGAUCAAGGAAGCUUCUUUAGAAGAUACAUUGCUUCACUUCAUCUUUCUCCCCGUCAUCAUUAUGUUGUAGGGGCAACAACUGCCGCUGCAGGCGCAGGGAGUCAAGAACCACGACGGUAUUUUUCUGCUCCCUCUUCACCUCGGCGUGGACUUGGUCAACAUGAUGCUGGAGAUGGACUCGUGCAACAAGAAGCUGAUAAGAACAGGAUCCACAACCCUACACUUGCAGGAGCCUCUGCGUUUGCCUCUCACCCGACGCGCGUACCAGUUUUCGAAGAUGUAGAAGUGCUCGUAGCGCCUCCGGCUUCACCUGGCAUGAGCACCAGGAGUGUUACGGUGGAGAAACGCAGUCGUAGUGGCAGUCCCAUAGUUGUGCGAGACACCACAACUUGGACGUUUCCAUUCCUGCCACCUUUACCAGCUUUGAAACACGCUAAUGGUGUAAUUGGUAGUGCAGGGACGCCGAAUUUCUUGAAAUCGAAUGCGCCAGAUGUAGGAACUGUAGCAUCUUCACCCCUAUCAUCGUCCAGCCUUCGGUCGCCGGUCAUUUCUGUUUCUUCCCCAAGGAACGACUUGAUUCUGCAGCCACGAGUCGUCUCGGCAACGACGUCCACCUCGUCUACACGGUACGCAGAUGCCAGAGAAGUGGGAGUGAGAAAAGCGAACAACAACAAUGAAGUAGAAGCGAUAGUAAAGCGAGGAGAAAGUAGUAGAAGAAGAUCAUCUCGCGGUAGCGGCCGUAGCGGUACGUCUUCAUCUUCAGUACAUCAGCCUCGUCCACCUCGACGACUCUCGCGUCAUAGCCAAACUGUCGUGCAAGAAAUGCGUACAUUGUUGGAUGAAAAGCUGCCAUCCUCUAGAAUCCCGAUCUUAGACCCCUUUGACGCCAGCCGACUCCGCAUGGUGCAGAUGCAGAAUAAUACUACAACCCCCACCCAGAUCUCCAAGAUGAACUCAAACUUGAACUUGAACCUCAACCUAUUGACUCAAAGUGUACGGAUUAUGCCUGUGGAGGUUGGAAAGACGACUCUGACCCCUGGAAGUGGAAGCGUUGCAUCGAGAUCUCCUAGGUCGAGGUCUCUUUCUCCAUCGAUUAUCAGCUCACCUGACGAUAUAGCUGUAGCGCUAGUGGAAGAUCCUCAGGAGGAAGAUUCGACCAGCAUGCCGAUGCCAGAGAGAAUCGUACCACAAGCAGUCUUUGAAGUUGUCGGCAACAAUGCGAUUGCUACUGAUCUACCAAAUGCGGUUUUAGAUGAAAUCAAAGAUCAUAGGGCAUUCUGUCUUGGUGUUGAUUUUACUACCUCCACAACUGGUCGUCGUGAAGACGGAUCUGAUCGUGCUGAUGUAAACCCGGUGAGAAGUGUGCAACCGUUGAUUGGACCCAGGUUGUGCAAUCCGGGUAUGGGGUCUUCGCUUGAGUACGAGAAUGAAAAAUGGCAACUGCAACAGGAGAUACGUCAUAACAACGCAGGAGCAGGAGUUGGAGUUGUAUCAGGAAUCUUCGCGAGCAGCAGCAGUCGUGCUGCUCCAGGAAAUAACACCGUCACUCCACGAGGAACAGGAGUACAACUGGUGCAAAGUGCGCGGGGGUUUUCUUCAUCAAGAAGUGGUCUCACUAUGGGAGUCGGAUCCCCUAGUCGACUACAAGGUGGACCAGCAGUGUUAUGUCCUUUCGGUAAUUCUCCAACCUUCCGAGCAUCAUCUACUUCCGGGCUUGACUUCAAACUUGGUGGAGUAGUGCAAAAAAACAACGCGCCACCACCAUUUGAAGUAAAGGUGGCACCUGGACCUGGUGCAGGCGCGUCUCGUCAACUCUUUCCGAGCUCUACAACUAAUUUGUUGAAAAAUGUAGCUGUAGGUACGAGUACACCACGACAAAUACUGCAACCAUCUUCACUCACUUCACCUAAAACAGCACAGCAGAGUUUUUUUGCCAGUGCUGGGGGGCUUCAGGAUCGAUCGCUCCUGUUGCCUGGAGCACGCACUGCAGCAGCUGUCGCAUCUAAUCCUGCAAGGAGUAGUGUGAAGCGACAGGCACAGAUUCGUCCUUCAUUAAGUCUAGCACGACUUCCAGACACUUCCGCAAGUUCAUCUGCAACGAAUCUAGUCCUCUUUGACAAGCAAGCAGGCUCUUUUCUGGGACCAGUAGCAGGACUACAUCAAGACACACCUACACCAAACAAGAAUCUUAACAAUGCGACUGCUGCUGCCAGUGCUACUAGUGUUUCUAGUCUGCUUUCGCCUGUCACGGGACAGAUUCCUAGUUUGGAAAGUCCACCUUUUCAGACCUUCGCAGAGUUACGUCCUUUCGCAAGUGUAGAGUACGAUAUUAGACAUUACAUCGAGAGUGAGUUUACAGAGAGAGAACAACAACAACAAACCUGAUGAGCAUGACUAUCUUUAUACUGCUAUAGUGAACUACUCUAGAAUUUUUCUGCUUGUCUUUUUUUUUGUGAUCAUCGUCGCUCGAUGACUCAACAUCUUACAUCAUUGAAGAUCGUUAGCACUACCACUAGCAGAUAGAAAUGUUACGUGGUUUUCGACAUCGAAACUCUUGAGAAAUUCUUGUGAACUGAUUUCAACGAUACUGAAAUGCUU
This is a messenger RNA of Amoebophrya sp. A25, 7861 nucleotides long. NCBI's taxonomy places the organism in Eukaryota, Dinophyceae, Syndiniales, Amoebophryaceae. The record is from the annotation of a GenBank genome assembly.